Molecule: messenger RNA, 396 nt
Organism: Chrysochloris asiatica (Cape golden mole)
Lineage: Eukaryota; Metazoa; Chordata; Mammalia; Afrosoricida; Chrysochloridae
Product: calcitonin gene-related peptide 2-like
Exons: 3
Coding region: 1-396 (131 amino acids)
Cellular component (GO): extracellular region
Molecular function (GO): calcitonin receptor binding; hormone activity
Source: RefSeq, a predicted model, not a curated record
AUGGGCUUCGGGAAGUUCUCCCCAUUCCUGGCUCUUAGCCUCUUGGUCCUGUGCCAAGCCGGCAACCUCCAGGCAGCACCAUUCAGGUCUGCGAUAGAGAGCAGCUCUGAUCCCACGGCACUCAGUGAGGAGGAAGCGCGCCUCCUGCUGGCUGCACUGUUGAAGGACUUUGUGCAGAUGAAGGCCAAUGAGCUGGAGCAGGAACAAGAGCUGGAGCAGGAGACUGAAGGCUCCAGCAUCACUGCCCAGAAAAGAGGCUGCAAAACUGCCACCUGUGUGACCCACCGGCUGGCAGGCUUACUGAGCAGAUCUGGGGGCAUAGUGAAGAGCAACUUCGUGCCCACUGAUGUGGGCUCCAAUGCCUUUGGCCGGCGCCGCAGGGACCUGCAGGCUUGA